This is a messenger RNA of Rattus rattus (black rat), 954 nucleotides long. RefSeq names its product olfactory receptor 13A1-like. The transcript has a single exon. Gene Ontology annotation, cellular component: membrane. Gene Ontology annotation, biological process: G protein-coupled receptor signaling pathway. The record is from RefSeq and is a predicted model, not a curated record. Lineage: Eukaryota; Metazoa; Chordata; Mammalia; Rodentia; Muridae. Gene Ontology annotation, molecular function: G protein-coupled receptor activity; olfactory receptor activity. Bases 16 to 954 code for a protein of 312 amino acids.
AAACAGAUAUUCUCCAUGAUGAUGUUGAGUCCCAACCAAACAGUAGUGACAGAGUUUGUACUGGAAGGGUUUUCAGAACAUUCUAGUCUAAGACUUCUCUUGACAGGCUGCUUCCUGUCCCUCUACACAAUGGCUCUAAUGGGCAACAUUGUGAUCAUUGCUUUGGUCACGUCCAGCACUGGGCUCCACAGUCCCAUGUACUUUUUCCUAUGCAACCUAGCCACCAUGGAUAUUGUGUGCACCUCCUCUGUGCUUCCCAAGGCCCUGGUUGGUCUACUGUUUGAGGAAAACACCAUCUCCUUCAAUGGAUGCAUGGCCCAGCUCUUCUUCCUUCUGUGGUCGUUGUCUUCAGAGCUGCUGCUGCUCACAGUCAUGGCCUAUGACCGUUAUGUAGCCAUCUGCUUUCCACUCCACUACAGCACUAGGAUGAGCCCACAGAUGUGUGGAGCACUGGCCAUGGGUGUAUGGUCCAUCUGUGCUCUGAAUGCAUCUGUGCACACUGGUCUAAUGACACGAUUGUCAUUCUGUGGCCCCAGGGUCAUCACCCACUUCUUCUGUGAAAUCCCCCCACUCCUCCUGCUCUCCUGUAGCCCCACAUAUGUGAAUAGCAUUAUGACUCUUGUGGCAGAUGCCUUUUAUGGAGGCAUAAACUUUGUGCUAACCCUGUUAUCCUAUGGCUACAUCAUUGCCAGCAUCCUGCGCAUGCGUUCUGCUGAGGGCAAGAGGAAGGCUUUUUCUACCUGCUCAUCCCACCUUAUUGUGGUCUCUGUGUACUAUUCAUCUGUGUUCUGUGCCUAUGUUAGUCCUGCUUCCAGCUACAGCCCUGAGAGAAGCAAAGUUACCUCAGUGCUGUACUCAAUCCUCAGCCCAACCCUGAACCCCCUCAUCUAUACACUGAGGAACAAGGACGUCAAGCUCGCCCUGGCAAGACUCUUACCCUUGUUCCCCCAGUAA